UGAUCGCCAAUGAUGAUGUCAAACCACAUACAACCUUUGUUCGAUUAUCCCAAGCACUUCCUCUGAAACAUAUUGGAUUAUAACUACCUCAGACACAGAGAGGCACUGUUGCACAUGAAGGCCACCCCCACACUCACCAUCUGGAUCAUUUAGAGGGCGGAGUGCCCGCUUUCCCUCUGUCCCUCAUGCGCUCUCUCCCUUCCUCCCUUCCCUUCCUGCCGGCCUCUGAGCAGAGGAUGUGUCUGGGAGUGUGAGAGAGCAAGGCUGGCGGUGAAGUGGCAGGCCCUCUGGGCAGGGCAGUCUCUUAGUGGCAGAACGGUGGACGGUGGAACAACAAGUCUAAAUGUCAGACGGAGACACGAAUGGUCGAGACAAUCAUGAAGAUGCCCUUGUCCCAGUUGAGGUGUGGCCAGAGCUGGAGAGAGCCGAGUGUUUGGCUCGGGGCGCUGCGCUGAAAUGGGCGUCAGGUGUCUUUUGUCGUCCAGAGCAUCUGGAGAGACUUGGACAAUACAGGAAAAGAGAGAGUCAACGAACUGCGUCGAUUCAUUCAAGGUUAAAGUCAGUUGUACAGUCCUACCUGGAAGGUGUUGACUGGGGCCUCGGUCAAUUGCGAGAAGCACGAGCUGAGCUCAGAGAAGUGUCUCAUGACAUGCACAAGGUCAACUUGGAGUCCAGGAAAAAUUCUGAAGUAGUAACUACACUGGAGACACUUCGGGAUGUUUCUGUCAAUCACCGCCAGCUCUUUGCUGCAGUUAGCAACCUUCCACGUCUCUAUAAAGUGCGGAGUAUGGUGCUAGAGACAGAGAGGCUAGUGGAGUCUCGGAGACUAUUGGAAGCUCAUGCUCGGCUAAUGGAACUAGAGCGCUGGCAGGAUGAGGUACUGCGGCAGCUACAGGGACCCAGGGGAUCAUCUGGAACAGCAUUAACAUCUGAGGAUGAGGAGUUGGUGCGGAACUAUUUCUCAGGUGUUGGAUGCCUGGUGGAUGCCCUUGCCAAGGAGCUCUGGGCAGUAGUGGGGAGUGGGUUGACGCUUUCUCAUCAGAACCCCACACCUUUUGUGUCAGCUGUACGGAUAGUGGAGCGAGAAGAAGCACUAGAUCAGAUCUUUCUGGAAGAGCGGAGGUCAGCAUUGGGACACAACACACCAAUGCCCCCUGGGAGGCCACGUUGUUGGAGGGACCGCUUCUUCAAGGUGAUAGAGGAGGCAGUGUCAGCACGUUUCCGUAGCGUGUCCUACUUGCACACUCAAGGACCAGGGCUUGCAAGUCACUUGUCUGCUCUACAGCACUGCAUCAUGGGAGAUCUUUCAACAGUGCGGCAUUUUCUGGAACAGUGUGUUCCAACUCACUAUCAUUUAACAAGAGCUUACCUGCGCUCCUGCCACCAGUUCUUGCAGACCCAUCUUGGACUGGUUAGUGGAUGGGAGCUAGAGGGUGGGGAAAUCUUCGCUGUUCUUAACUGGGUUCUGCACAUAUACAACAGCUCAGAGAUGAUGGGUGAGCCAGCCCUUGUAGCUGAGCUAGACAUUGAGGAUAUGGGACCUCUCAUAUCUCAGGAAGGUCUUGAGCAGCUGCAGAACAAAUAUGUCCAAAAAGUUCGGAAAAGUGUCUCAGAGUGGAUGCAAAAGGCUCUAGAGGUAGAGCUGACAGACUGGCAGAGAGAUCAGGAACCAGAUAUUGACCAUGAGGGCUGCUAUCACACCAGCCUUCCAACCAUCAUCGCUCAGAUGCUUGAAGAAAAUGCACGGGUGGCAUUAAUGAUAAGUGAAGCUCUGCGGGACCAGACAAUCCAAAUGGGUCUUUAUGAGAUGGAGAAUCUCCUCAGCCGAUUUCGAGAUGCAAUCAUAGACUUUGGGAAGGAGCAUCGCAGGGAUCAAACCGUAAACAGUAACAAGUUCUACCUCCAUUAUCUACUGGCCUGCAUCAGCAACUGCAUCAUCCUCAAAACCUCCACAGAAAGUCUGCAGCAGCAGUUGUGCUCCUUCCCUUCAAACCGGUAUUCUCGCAUUUCACUUGGACCUCUGGGUGCCCUGGACCGUGCUGUGAGAAAGGCAUGUCGCUUAGUCAUGGACCAUCUCUUGUUUGAGCUGCAACCUCAUCUACAAGAGCUCCUGUCUCGUGCCUGGCUGGACCACGGAGAUGUAACCUCAAAUAUGUGUGGGGUUCUAGAACGUCACUGUGAACUCUACAACAGAGUGCGGCAACCUUGUCGCCAGAGGCUAAAGGAGGAAUGUCAAUGGCUAACUGUUGUUGAGUAUGUCCGAGCACUGAUGCAGAAGAGACUAGUCUGCAAAAAUAAUGAUGAGCGAAGUCAAUUGGCCCAGCGAAUGUCACAGGAUGCUCAGCAGCUGAGGGACCACCUUCAAAGCAUGGAGAUUGAUGGGACAAUAGGCGAGGUGAAUCCCACAGCUUUGAUACUUACACUGGCUGACAUAAUCAAUGUGAAAGACCCAGGCAUGCUAAUACUGGAGAUUUCUGGACUGGUAGCCAAGUACCCUGAUAUUAAUGAGGAGCAUGUCUCCGCCCUGUUGGAUGUAAGAGGGGAUGUGCCCAAAGAUGUGCGGAAGUCAAUACUAGAUUUUCUGGAGCAGAGCACCCCACCUUUACCACCAGGAUACCGCUCUAUAUUCACAGAAAUCCUUGUGCCCUCAUCCAGCAUGCAUUUUUGUCUGCCUACUGCAAAGUGUACUUGAGAAGCACUCAGAUAAACUACCUAUCCAGCCUAGCGAAUGGGAAAUUAAUUUUUAAUUAAUCAAUAUUCAAAAAGACUUGUCUAUUCGUUUUCUGCUUUGUCUUGUCUAAACAAUCCCCUGUUAUAUUAGUAAAUCAUAAUGUGCCCACAAAUAUUUACAUUUAUGAUCUCGCCGAAUGCUUACUUACAAAAAAGUGCAAAAACAAAAUGAAACAUGUAUGGUAGAUACAAGAGAAAGCACUAUACAAUCUGGCUCAUUGCAUUUUUAAUUAUUUGGGGGUGAUCUUUUUUUUUAAUGUAAUUUUAUAAAAAUGUUAACAUUACCAAACAUAGCGUUCCGAAAGAUAUUAAAUCAGUUACUUUAAAACUUGUAUAUUGUGUUCACUAUGUAUAUUGUGGUUGACUGUCAAUAAAGUAAUGCAUUUUAAAACAACA
Molecule: messenger RNA, 3126 nt
Organism: Pimephales promelas (fathead minnow)
Lineage: Eukaryota; Metazoa; Chordata; Actinopteri; Cypriniformes; Leuciscidae
Gene: exoc3l1
Product: exocyst complex component 3 like 1
Biological process (GO): exocyst localization; exocytosis
Cellular component (GO): exocyst
Molecular function (GO): SNARE binding
Source: RefSeq, a predicted model, not a curated record